AUGGCUCCUCUCAUUCGUGGAAAACCAAUGAAACUCUACAUUUCAGCAUCAGAGGAAACUAUUGGCAGUGUGUUGGCUCAAGAUGAUGAAGAUGGAAUCGAAAGGGCUAUAUAUUAUUUGAGCCGAAUCCUUAAUGAUGCCGAAACUAGAUAUAGUUUAGUAGAAAAAUUGUGUUUAUGUUUGUAUUUUUCAUGUACUAAACUUAAGUACUAUAUUAAACCUAUUGAUGUAACUGUUAUUUCCCAUUAUGAUAUAAUAAAGCAUAUGCUGUUCAAGCCCAUUCUUCAUAGUCGAAUUGGAAAGUGGGCGUUGGCCCUUACUGAGUUUUCUUUAAGUUAUCAACAUUUAAGGGCUAUGAAAGGCCAAGUAAUAGCUGAUUUUUUGGUUGAUCAUAGUGGGUCGAAAGAACAGGAGACGGUGGUGACGUUUAAACCUUGGGAAAUGUAUUUCGAUGGUUCGAGGCAUAAGAAGGGGACCGGGAUAGGUAUCUUGAUAAUUUCACCCCAAGGAAUCCCGACAAAAAUUAAGUUGGGCAUCGAAGGUGAGUGUUCGAAUAAUGAGGCGGAGUAUGAAGCUUUAUUGAUAGGGCUCGAAACGGCUCUAAACUUGGGGGCUAGAGAGCUCUUAAUUCGUGGAGAUUCAGAGUUGGUUAUUAAGCAACUAACUGGUGAAUACCAAUGCGUUAGUGAGAAUUUAAUGAAAUAUCAUUCGAAAGCAGUUAAAAUGUUAAGAAGUUUUGAUGAGGUCGAAUUAUGUCAUAUCCCUAGGAUCGAGAAUGCUGAAGCGAAUGUUUUGGCACAAAUUGCGUCAGGUUACCGGCUACCUCGGAAAAAGUUUAAAGAGCUAGUAAAGGUCAAAAGAAAGUUUAUUCCUAGUUUUAAGGAAAGGAAAGUGGAGUUCGAGCAGGAGGUAUUGGUCAUUAGUAAUUUGGAUGAUAGUGAUUGGAGGAAACCUGUUGUGAAAUACUUGCAAAACCCAAAUGCACCAACAGAUCGAAGAACAAAGUAUCGAGCUCUAAGUUACUUGAUUUUGGAUGACGAAUUGUUUAAAAAAGGGGUGAAUGAAGUUUUACUAAAGUGCCUAAGUGAAGAAGAAGCGUUUCGAGCAGUCAAGGCCGUUCAUGAUGGUAUGUGUGGGGCGCAUCAAGCUGGCCAUAAGAUGAAGUGGACAUUGUUUCGACAAGGAGUAUAUUGGCCAAAUAUGUUAAAAGAUUGCAUUGAAUAUGCCAAAUCUUGCGCCGAAUGUCAGAAGCAUGCUGGCAUCCAACAUGUACCGGCAAGUGAAUUACAUUCGAUCGUGAAACCCUGGCCAUUUAGGGGGUGGGCGUUGGAUUUGAUAGGUCAAAUACAUCCUUCUUCGUCUAAACAACAUGACUAUAUAAUAGUGGCUAUCGAUUAUUUCACUAAAUGGGUCGAGGCCAUUCCGCUGAGAGGUGUCGACCAAGAUACGGUUAUUAGUUUUAUUCAAGAACACAUAGUAUUUAGAUAUGGGAUCCCUGAGACGUUAACUACUGACCAAGGGUCAGUAUUUACUGGAAGGAAAAUGGCUCAGUUUGCUGAGGAUUUUGGAAUAAAACUGUUAACUUCAACGCCAUAUUAUGCUCAGGCGAAUGGACAAGUCGAAGCAGCUAAUAAAGUUUUAAUUAACUUGGUUAAGAAACACAUUAGUCAAAAGCCGAGAAGGCGGCAUGAAACUUUGAGUCAAGUUUUAUGGGCUUAUCGAAAUUCGCCCAAAGAGGCCACUGGAGUAACUCCUUUUCGACUUACGUACGGGCAUGAGUCAGUUUUACCGAUCGAAAUAUGCUUACAGUCCGUUAGAAUUCAAAGGCAAUUCGAGAUUCCGUGUGAUGAUUAUUGGAAUAUGAUGUAUGACGAGUUAAUUGAAUUGGACGAGGAAAGAUUAAAUGCUUUAGAAGUUAUGAUUCGACAAAAAGAACGAAUUACUAAAAGUUAUAAUAAAAAAGUCAAGUCUAAGCAUUUAGCGUUGGAGACUUAG
This is a messenger RNA of Lotus japonicus, 1995 nucleotides long. RefSeq lists its product as uncharacterized. NCBI's taxonomy places the organism in Eukaryota, Viridiplantae, Streptophyta, Magnoliopsida, Fabales, Fabaceae. Gene Ontology annotation, molecular function: RNA-DNA hybrid ribonuclease activity; nucleic acid binding. The coding region runs from base 1 to 1995 and encodes 664 amino acids. Gene Ontology annotation, biological process: DNA integration. The record is from RefSeq and is a predicted model, not a curated record. The transcript has a single exon.